Astyanax mexicanus (Mexican tetra) is the source of this 4891-nucleotide messenger RNA. Its product is annotated as thyrotropin-releasing hormone-degrading ectoenzyme. Gene Ontology annotation, molecular function: peptide binding; zinc ion binding; metalloaminopeptidase activity. Gene Ontology annotation, biological process: peptide catabolic process; proteolysis. The transcript has 20 exons. Gene Ontology annotation, cellular component: cytoplasm. The coding region runs from base 276 to 3311 and encodes 1011 amino acids. Lineage: Eukaryota; Metazoa; Chordata; Actinopteri; Characiformes; Acestrorhamphidae. The record is from RefSeq and is a predicted model, not a curated record.
AGGAGGAGGGUGGAGAUGGAGGGAGAGAUGAUGAUGGAGGCGCGCGCAGAACACACACAGCAGCAGCGCGAGCAGUUCUAACACACCACCAGACCGCUAGAUUAACACACACACACUAAGACACAUACACACACACAUCAACACACACCCUUGCACUCACACACUCCCUCUGUCUCUCUGUAACACACACUCACACUCACACAUACGCCGGAGAGGGGUCCGCGCGCCGGUCCGGGAGGGAUGCACGCUGAGCUCGGACGUGAUCUCUCACGCCGAUGGGGAUCGAGGCCGUGAUGAGUGCGCGGACUGGGCGUGCCCUCUCUGACCAGUGGGCAGACGGCGUGGCUGUGCGCCCACGCACCACCGAACGCCACAUCACGGUGCACAAACGACUCGUUCUGGGCUUCGCUGUCUCCAUCCUCGCGCUCAUCGCCGUGACGGCGGUGGCAGUGGCACUUAGCGUAAAGUUCGAGCGCUGCACGGGAGAGCCUAAUGGUGGGGAGGCACUCGGAGAUGCUAAUGCACGUUCCACGCCCGGCACGAGCGGGGCCACGGGCACAAGGACGCACGAUGCACGGACCAGAGGAGAGGGGGACAGCGACGAUGACGACGAGGAUGCUCGCUUCCCUUGGCGACGGGCGCGCCUCCCGACGACGCUGCGCCCUCGUCACUACGAGCUCACGCUCUCUGUACAUAUGGACAACUUCACGUUCGCCGGGUGCGUGAACAUCGACGUGGAGUGUGUGAACGCCACGCGCUAUGUGGUGCUGCAUGCAGACGGGCUCGACAUUCGCACCGUGACCCUGAUGCACGCAGACGGGCGCAGGGCCGGUGCAGGAAUGGUGCGUGUGCACAGGCAUUUUGCGUACACGUCCUCGCAGCUGCACGUCAUCAUACUGCACCGCGAGCUUAAGCCGCUGCGCACCUACAGAUUGAACAUCACCUUCAACGCCCGCAGAGAGAACGAGCUGCUCGGCUUCUUCCGCAGCUCCUACAUGCUGCACGGGGAGAGGAGGUUUCUGGCGGUGACCCAGUUUUCUCCGACUCAUGCGAGGAAGGCUUUCCCGUGUUUUGAUGAGCCCAUCUAUAAAGCCACCUUUAAGGUGAGCCUGAGGCACGAGGGCUCGUACCAGUCCCUGUCCAACAUGCCGGUGGAGGCGUCCACCCUGGACGAGGACGGCUGGGUCACCAAUCACUUCUCCAGGACGCCCCGCAUGUCCACCUACUACCUGGCCUGGGCCGUGUGCAACUUCACCUACCGGGAGGCCGUCACCGACAGCGGAGUCGUGAUCCGGCUGUACGCCAGGCCCGACGCCAUCCAGAGCGGAUCGGGAGACUACGCCCUGCACAUCACCAAGAGACUGCUGCAUUUCUACCAGGAUUACUUCAAAGUCAAGUACUCCCUGCCUAAAUUAGACUUGCUGGCAGUGCCGAAGCACCCGUACGCUGCGAUGGAGAACUGGGGUCUCAGUGUGUUUGUGGAGCAGAAGAUUCUUUUGGAUCCUGAAGUUUCAUCUUUCUCCUACCAGAUGGAGCUUACCAUGGUAGUGGUGCACGAAAUAUGCCACCAGUGGUUUGGAGACUUGGUGACUCCGGUCUGGUGGGAGGACGUGUGGCUGAAGGAGGGAUUCGCUCAUUUCUUUGAGUACGUUGGCACCGACUUCCUCUUCCCCAAGUGGAACAUGGAGAAGCAGAGGUUCCUGACUGACGUUCUUCACGAGGUGAUGCUAUUGGAUGGUCUGGCCAGUUCACAUCCCAUCUCACAGGAAGUAUUUGAAGCCACUGAUAUCGACCGGGUCUUCGACUGGAUUGCCUAUAAAAAGGGAGCAGCACUGAUUCGUAUGCUGGCCAACGUAAUGGGACAAGCUGUGUUCCAGAGAGGACUCAAUGAUUACUUAAUGACGCACAUGUAUGGGAACGCGGCGAGGGACGACCUGUGGAACAAGUUUUCUGAGGCUAUGCAGAGGGAAGGGAAGGACAUCAACAUAAAGGAGGUGAUGGACCGCUGGACGCUGCAGAUGGGCUACCCUGUAGUCACCAUCAGUAAGAACGACAGCUUGGGCAACACUGUCACCAUCACCCAGGAGCACUUUGUCUAUGACAUCGAGGCCAAGCUGCGCGACCCUGACCUUUUCAACAAAAGUUUCCAGUGGCAGAUCCCGCUGACGCUCUCGGUGGGAAACUCCAGUCACAUAUCGCCCGAAACCAUCAUCUGGGUCUCCAAUAAAACAGAGACGCACCGAGUGGGCCGCAUGGAGGAGGAGACCUGGUUGCUGGGCAACAUCAAUCAGACGGGCUACUUCAGGGUGAACUAUGACCUCCACAACUGGAGACUCCUCAUACAGCAGCUUAUGAUCAACCCCACGAUCAUCUCAGUGGGCAAUCGAGCAGGCCUGAUUGAUGACGUCUUCAACCUGGCCAGGGCUGGGUAUCUUCCUCAGAACAUGCCGCUGCAGAUCAUCUCUUAUCUCUCCGAGGAGAACGAGUUCCUGCCCUGGCACGCUGCCAGCCGAGCCCUGUACCAGCUGGACAAGCUGCUGGACCGCACCGAGGACUACAGCCUGUUUAGUGACUAUGUGCUGAAGCAGGUGGCACCAAAGUACCAUAAACUGGGCUGGCCGAGUACCUCCGCCGAUGGGUCGUUCCUGCAGGCCGCCUAUCAGACAGAGGAGCUGCAGAGGGAGGUGAUCAUGCUGGCCUGCAGUUUCGGGAAUAAACACUGCCACCGCCAAGCUGUGACCCUCAUCUCCGAGUGGAUAUCCAACAACAAGAACAGGAUCCCCCCGAAUGUGCGGGACAUCGUGUACUGCACGGGCGUGUCUCUGAUGGACGAGGACGUGUGGGAGUUCAUCUGGAUGAAGUUCCACUCCUCCACGGCUAUCUCCGAGAAGAAGGUCCUGCUGGAGGCUCUGACCUGCAGUGAUAGCAGCGUCCUGCUCAACAAGCUGCUCAAUCUCUCUCUAAGCUCAGACCUGGUCCCAGAUCAGGACGUCAUCGACGUGAUCAUCCACGUGGGCCGCAAUCCGCACGGACGCCACUUAGCGUGGAGGUACUUCAGGGAAAAGUGGGACAUGCUGAACUCCAGGUACGGCGAGGCCUUAUUUAUGAACUCUAAAUUAAUCAGCGGGGUGACGGAGUUCCUCAACACCGAGAGCGAGCUCACUGAGCUGAAGGAAUUCAUAGAGACGAGUGGCGGAGGGGCGGCGUCUGCUUUCGCCCGAGCCAUGGAGAUCGUCCAAGCCAACGUGAAAUGGCACAACCUCUACAAGCAGCAGUUUUUCCAGUGGCUGAGGAAAUCGCCCAACGGCUAACGCAGAACCUUGCGCCUUUUCUGCUAGCAUGGAAUCUCUAUCAAACAUUUAUAGGCCAAUAACAACAGGAGGAGAUAAGAGGAAUUUAAAAAAUAACUUUUUUUGGACCCCGAUAGUCUGUAAAAUCAAGCCUUUUGUUUCCCCCUGGAAAAAAGAAGAAAUGAGCAGGCCUUGACAGAAGCAGGCGAGGAAAGACUUGGGACUUGAGACGGGUUAAAAAUCGUAAUUGAGUGUUGCAUGGUGGUGUACAUCUCUCGUGACAUUUCUUCUUUCUUUUUAAAGUAGCCCUCACUACCUUACCUCUUACCACUUACCCCACCCGACCACCAACCCACCUCCCCAUCUUUUUUAAUGCAUGAAAGUCAUUCCUGAAAUGUCCGCUCUUCUCUGAGAGUCCUUGAAGAUGGGAAGCUCAGGUUCAAAUCCGUUCCAAACCUCAACUCAACCCAGUACUCAACAGUAUGUUAUUCACAAACUUAGAUAAAGCACAAUGUCAUUCAACAUGACAAUCAGUGUUGUGAUUGGACCAGAACGUGUGGACAGAUGAUGGAAAGCUUUUGACGGACGAUUUUUGUUCCCUUUCUUCAAGCCAUAGAAGAAGCAGGUGACCGGAGAGGAUUGGGAGUGUACUUUGGGUAUUACGAGUUUUUUAGAAUGCCAUUUGGUAUUUGCAAUGCACCGGUGACUGGAGUUAUAUGGAGUAAUCUGAAGAUAUAUGGAGUUUUUGUGAGCUGCAUACCAAUUGGUUAUACGUGUCUUGGUCUAUGGGUCAGUUCAGUGCUCCCUGUACUAUAUUAGCAGGGCCUCUGCUGACUUGAGGCCUGUCCUUGGAUAUCCAGUGUAAAUGUUGAGUGGAAAUGUUGAAAAGAAUAACCAGUGUGUCUGUCGAUAUGUUCAAUAGUUGGUCAAUGAGGUGCAAGAGACAAAAGAUGAAAGACAGAUGCUGAUGCUGAUGAUGUUGCCAUGCCAUGCCUGUCAUGGUUAUCAUACCAUGAACGUGGCUCAAAUUUUUGCUUUUUUUUUUUCUUUUCUCUUUUUGUUACAUUGUUAUUUCAUUUUCCCUGACAAUAAAGAAAGAACAUGGACGGGUAGAAAUAAAGAAAUCUAUUUAACAACAAAGACAAAUGUGCAACAUUCCUGGCUAUAACAAUGAACAAAUAAACAAACAAACCAGUAAAUAAAUAAAUAAAUAAUCUCUUCUUCGUUCUAGAAAACCAACCUUCAUUCCUGCAGCAGCCCAACCCAAGAAAACCUUCAGCAGCCUGCCUCGCGUGUCGCAAGCAAUCUCGCAAAAGAUAGAAACCUUGUCUUUUUACUUUCUGUGAAUCAAAUCCCUGAACAAGUAAUCUAGUCUGCAGGAUGCGCUAUCAAAAAAAAAAAAACCUUCCUUUCCGUCCCUGUUCGUAUGUGUGUGUUAUCAUGCUGUUCCAUCAUGUGGUUCCAGCCUUUGCUUCUAUAUUGUGUUUUGACGUAAGCGCUUUCUUUUCUAAACGACAGAAAAAAAAAAUAUCCUCUGUGUUUUGAGCAGAGCAGUGUAGAGAUUUUACUGCUGACAAUAAAUUCUUUUGUAUGCUAAUGCA